AUGCCUUCUCUCGUUCGCCCUUGGACCCAGCCAUCCUUCGCCGCCGGCCAGACCGUCACCCUCGUCGCUCAACACACUUUACCCUCGCUUGCCGUCACAUGCACACCAUCCGCCAGGCUCCAACCCUUCACAAAAGGCCUUGCCAUCCCCUCGUCCACUCUCGAGCGAGUCAAGGCCGAACCACGCGCUCCUGGAGAACAAGUGUGUGCCGCCCCCAGCCCCGAUCAUCUCGUUUCGCUGCCUACCCUUGGUCCACCCAUAACCCGGCCCGUCUCGCGCAACCCUUCCUCGAUGUCCAUCCGCCGUCUCGCGUCCAACCGCCCCGUCCUCCACUGCAAGGUCGACUUGCCUCCCGUACCCUCCUUCCCCUCUGGCUCCCUUCGCGGCAACACUCCCACCGUAACCCCGUCCCUCACGCCCGGCCAGGCAGCGUCUCCCUUCCCGCUCUCUCUGCGCCAGUUCACCCUCGCACACUCAAAGACCCGCAACGCAAACGCGUCCCCCAUCACGCCCAUCGACCAGAUCAUGCCGCGCGCCCCUCUCUCGCCGCCUCCGCUCCAAGUCCGCCCUCUCGCUCUGUCCCGGCCUCACACUAGAAAGCUUCAUCUCGCUGCCCCGCUGAAACUGGCUCUCCACAGCGACUUCAUCGCUGAUUCUCCGCCCCGCACGCCUGUCCUUGGGCUUGGUCUGGAAUUCGCCGGCACGCCCUACGCCGCUGAACUCGCUCCGCCGUCGCCAUUCUUGCUGGACGGACCGCCCGGUGCUCGCUCGAGCCUAUCACCUCUAGCCAGCCCUAUCGCUCCUUCUAUGGCAACCACGACCAACGGAUGUGAUACCCCCAGUCCCCAGCGGGACGUCAGUCCGCCGGACCCGACAAAGCGCCGCCAGUCGACUACUGGUAGUUGCGCAGGAGCCGUCUCUCUACAUGCUCGUGCAAGGCCGCCCCUCAGACUGUCUCUCCCUCGCCGACUGUCCUACAACCGCUCUGGUUUCGCGAGCUCGCCUGGCAACGGCGCCGCGACCCCGACAGCGAUCGACGAAGGCCUUGCUUCGCCCGCUGUCAUAGGGCCUCAGUGUGGACCAGGACUCACGGGGAUGCCCAAGCCUGGACGACCCAAGUCUCUGGUAACGAAGGCCAACCAUCCCGGGACCCCGGGCGUGUAUGCGCACCUCCCCAGGAUGGUCGAGCUGGGAAGCUAUUUCUGA
Messenger RNA from Rhodofomes roseus, 1206 nucleotides. RefSeq lists its product as uncharacterized. The transcript is spliced from 3 exons. The record is from RefSeq and is a predicted model, not a curated record. Lineage: Eukaryota; Fungi; Basidiomycota; Agaricomycetes; Polyporales; Fomitopsidaceae. Bases 1 to 1206 code for a protein of 401 amino acids.